UUUAGCGCGAACUUUAAUACCAACCGGAAUACACCGAGGGGAAAGUGCAACCACAUAUACAUCUGUCGCUAUACUGACUCUUGCUGACAACACUUCAGUUAUAUACAGUCAGUGUUUUAUAAAGUAACAGACAUGAGCGCCAUCGCUGUGGAAAUGAAGCCGGCUGAGCCGAUAGCGUUAGCGGUUUCUGGGUAACGAGCAAGCUAGCAACACGGAGAGCUGAGGAGUAUCAACACAGCAGUCACGUCGAGGAAACAGAGAAAAUGAGAAGGAGUCUUGCACCAAGUCAGGUUGCUAAACGGAAGCAAGCAGGAGACUCCUGUGAAGAUGAAGACUGGACAUGUAGGACUGAGAAAAGAAGAAAAAGUGACGGUGAGAUGAGAGAAAACCAUAUUUCUCCUUUCAGAAAGCCUCUGACACAGCUGAACAACUGGCCUGCGUGCAUGGAUGGUGACAAACAUGAGGCAUUUAUUCGAAGUAUCCUCUCCAAGCCAUUUAAAAUUCCAAUUCCUAAUUACACAGGAUCUCUGGGAAUUAGGGCACUUGGUCUAAAGCGUGCAGGAGUAAGGAGAGCGCUGCACGACCCUUUCGCAGAGGAUGCUCUAGUUCUUUAUGAGCCCCAAACUCUGAGCGCUCAUGACCUGAUCAAAGCUGACAAAGAAAAACUACCAGUCCAUGUUGUUGUGGAUCCAGUUUUAGGAAAAGUGCUCAGACCCCAUCAAAGAGAGGGGGUGAAGUUCCUGUGGGAGUGUGUGACGGGCAGACGCAUCUCAGGAUCGUACGGCUGCAUCAUGGCCGACGAGAUGGGUCUGGGGAAGACUUUGCAGUGCAUCACCCUCAUGUGGACCCUGCUACGCCAAAGCCCUGACACCAAGCCAGAGAUAGACAAAGCCAUUGUGGUUUCACCAUCCAGUCUGGUUCGCAACUGGUACAAUGAAGUAGGAAAGUGGCUGGGAGGACGUGUCACCCCAGUGGCCAUCGAUGGAGGUUCAAAGGAUGAGAUCGAUAGACAGCUAGUGAACUUUAUCUCUCAGUAUGGUUUGAGAGUACCGACCCCGAUCCUGAUAAUUUCAUAUGAGACAUUUCGAUUGCACGCUGAGGUUCUGCACAAGGGCAAAGUCGGACUUGUCAUCUGUGACGAGGGCCAUCGGCUGAAGAACUCUGACAACCAGACAUACCAGGCCUUAAAUACCAUGAGUGUCCAGAGGAGGGUGCUGAUAUCAGGCACUCCCAUCCAGAAUGACCUGCUGGAGUACUUCAGCUUGGUCCACUUUGUUAAUGCUGGGAUCCUUGGUACAGCUCAGGAGUUUAAAAAGCGAUUUGAGCUUCCCAUCCUCAAGGGUCGUGAUGCUGAUGCCAGUGAUAAAGACAGACAGACAGGAGAGCAGAAACUCAAGGAGCUGAUCAGUAUCGUCAACAGGUGUUUGAUAAGAAGAACAUCUGAUAUCUUGUCUAAGUAUCUUCCUGUGAAGAUUGAGCAGGUUGUGUGUUGCAGGCUGACUCCACUGCAGACAGAGCUCUAUAAGCGCUUCCUGAGGCAGGCCAAACCCAUUGAGACAUUACAGGAAGGCAAAAUAAGCGUCUCCUCUUUGUCUUCCAUCACAUCUCUCAAGAAACUGUGCAAUCACCCAGCUCUCAUCUAUGAGAAGUGUGUGGAGGGUGAGGAGGGCUUUGAGGGUGCGUUGGAUCUGUUUCCACCUGGCUACUGCACUAAAGCUGUGGAGCCUCAGCUCUCUGGGAAAAUGCUGGUUCUGGACUACAUCCUGGCAAUGACGAGGGCUACAACCAGUGACAAGGUGGUGCUCGUCUCCAACUACACUCAAACACUUGACCUCUUUGAAAAGCUGUGCAGAUCAAGAAGAUACCUCUAUGUUCGACUGGACGGCACAAUGUCCAUCAAAAAAAGGGCCAAGAUUGUGGAGAGAUUCAACAGUCCAUCUAACCCAGAGUUCAUCUUCAUGCUGAGCAGCAAGGCUGGUGGAUGUGGCCUGAACCUGAUUGGUGCUAAUCGCUUGGUUAUGUUCGAUCCUGACUGGAACCCAGCCAAUGACGAACAGGCAAUGGCACGGGUGUGGAGAGAUGGCCAGAAGAAGACCUGCUACAUCUACAGGCUGCUCUCGACAGGAACGAUCGAGGAGAAGAUCCUACAGAGGCAGGCCCACAAGAAGGCCCUGAGCAGCUGUGUGGUGGAUGAAGAGCAGGACGUGGAGCGUCACUUCUCUCUGGGCGAACUCCGAGAACUCUUCACUCUUAAUGCGGAGACCACCAGCGACACACAUGACAAGUUUCGCUGUCGCCGCUGUGUGAAUGGCAGGGAGGUUAGGCCUCCUGCAGACAACUCCGACUGUACCAGUGACCUUUCCCAGUGGAACCACUGCUUCGAAAAGAAGGGCCUGAGGGACCAAGUGCUGAAAGCCUCCUGGGACGCCGCUGUCUCCUUUGUCUUUCACCAGCGCUCGCACGAGGACCAGAAGGGUGUAGUUUAGCAGGAGAAACACACCGCACUUUCUAUCACACUACCACAUGGAUUACAGUAUCUAUUUAUUUGUUGAG
Morone saxatilis (striped sea-bass) is the source of this 2553-nucleotide messenger RNA. RefSeq names its product RAD54 like (gene rad54l). The coding region runs from base 264 to 2486 and encodes 740 amino acids. Gene Ontology annotation, biological process: reciprocal meiotic recombination; double-strand break repair via synthesis-dependent strand annealing. The transcript is spliced from 18 exons. Gene Ontology annotation, molecular function: DNA translocase activity; ATP binding; ATP-dependent chromatin remodeler activity. NCBI's taxonomy places the organism in Eukaryota, Metazoa, Chordata, Actinopteri, Moronidae. Gene Ontology annotation, cellular component: nucleus. The record is from RefSeq and is a predicted model, not a curated record.